Messenger RNA from Spinacia oleracea (spinach), 2303 nucleotides. RefSeq lists its product as uncharacterized. The record is from RefSeq and is a predicted model, not a curated record. The coding region runs from base 459 to 1892 and encodes 477 amino acids. The transcript is spliced from 8 exons. NCBI's taxonomy places the organism in Eukaryota, Viridiplantae, Streptophyta, Magnoliopsida, Caryophyllales, Amaranthaceae. Gene Ontology annotation, molecular function: protein binding.
GUUCCUUACUCAAAAAUUCACCCCAAAAUUUGAAAACCAAAUCUACUCCUUUUUAUUUCUCUCUGUAAAUUUCCCCCAUUUUUGUAUUAACACUUUCUCUCUCUUGUCCUUCCCCCACUCCUGUCUUCGUCUUCUUGCUCAUCGCAGGAGAGAGAGAAAAUACGCGACGCAAACUCUCCUUCUUCUUCUUCACUGUUACUCAAUCACUACUUCAACAAUUGGAGAUAGAAAGUGUGUGAGAAAGAGAAGAAGAAGGAGCCCUAGAUCGUGUGAAUCGAUUUAUUCGGCUUCGAAAAUAUUCAUGUUCUUGUUAUUUUCUCUCUCUCAAAAUCACCCAAAAACCCUAAUCUUUAACUUUUGGGGGUAUUCAAUUUGAUGCCGAAUGUGGGUUUUUAGCUACUGAAAGUUUGUAAAUUUGUCGAUUAUUUUUGUUUGGUUUUCUAAUUGUGGAGAGUGAAAUGGACGGGAGGAGGAUAUCGGCGAGUCCUAGACCAUGUAGCGUUCGUCGAGUGGUGGCGAAGAAGCGCCCGAGAGGUGGUGGGGUUGAUGGGUUUGUAAAUAGUGUGAGGAAGCUUCAGAGGAGAGAGAUUUGUUCUAAACGUGAUCGUUCGUUUAGUAUGAGCGAUGCUCAAGAACGAUUUCGUAAUAUUCGUUUGCAGGAGGAGUAUGAUACACAUGAUCCAAAAGGACACUGCCCUACGAUAUUGCCUUUCCUCAGGAAGAGAUCAAAAAUUAUUGAAAUUGUAGCAGCACAUGACAUCGUUUUUGCUCUUGCACAGUCUGGUAUCUGUGCAGCUUUUAGUCGAGAGACCAACCAGAGAAUAUGCUUUCUGAAUGUCAGCCCAGAUGAAGUAAUCAGAAGUCUAUUCUACAACAAAAAUAAUGAUUCGCUUAUCACAGUUUCAGUAUACGCAUCUGACAAUUUCAGUUCCUUGAAAUGCCGAACGACUAGGAUUGAAUACAUAAAGAGAGGAAAGCCAGAUGCUGGGUUUGCGCUUUUUGAGUCCGAGUCGCUGAAGUGGCCUGGAUUUGUUGAGUUUGAUGACGUAAAUGGAAAGGUCCUCACAUAUUCUGCUCAGGACAGUGUUUACAAGGUAUUUGACUUGAAGAACUAUACUAUGCUGUAUUCCAUUUCUGACAAAAAUGUUCAAGAGAUUAAGAUCAGCCCGGGGAUCAUGUUACUGAUAUUUACCAAAAAUACUAGCCAUGUUCCAUUGAAAAUACUUUCCAUUGAGGAUGGUACUGUUCUUAAAUCAUUCAAUCAUCUGAUCCAUCGGAAUAAAAAGGUUGACUUCAUCGAACAAUUUAAUGAAAAGCUUCUCGUCAAGCAAGAAAAUGAGAAUCUUCAGAUUCUUGAUGUACGGAACUCAGAAUUAACAGAAGUCAGUAAAACUGACUUUAUGACCCCAUCUGCUUUUAUAUUUCUGUAUGAGAACCAGUUAUUCUUGACCUUUAGGAAUAGAACAGUGGCUGUGUGGAACUUCCGUGGUGAGCUUGUCACUUCCUUUGAAGACCACCUCUUGUGGCAUCCUGACUGCAAUACAAACAACAUAUAUAUCACAAGUGACCAAGAUCUUAUUAUUUCUUACUGCAAGGCGGAUUCUGAUGAUCCCCUGUCAGAAGGAACUGCUGGUUCGAUUAAUGUGAGUAAUAUUUUGACCGGAAAAUGCCUUGCAAAAAUAAGAGCAGAUAACUGCUCAACUUUGGAAGAUGAUAGCAGUUGCAGUAAUAGUAAUAGUGGUAGCUCUUCAAAGAAGCGAGUAAAAGCUUCAAGGAUUAGGAGCACACCUGCAGAGGCUUUGGAAGACAUCACAGCUCUCUUCUACGAUGAAGAGCGCAAUGAGAUAUAUACUGGAAAUAGGCACGGCCUUGUACAUGUAUGGUCCAACUGAGGGUUGUAUCUUCUUCUUCUUCUUCUUCUUCUUCGCCUUCGCCUUCCAAAUCUUGAAGGCUGUUCUUUGGGAACCUGAGUCUUGUGUCAAUUUAAUGUCUCCCUGAACUUGUGUACUAUUAAUUUUCUGUACCAAUGCUUUACCUGUUGUUUCUUUUUGUGAUUUUCGAGUGCCCUAUCUGUUGUGCUUCCCAGUCUGCUUUCACUAUUUAGUGUUUUACUCCUCAAGCACGAGGAUACAAAGAUGUAAUCCCGUCUAAUCUACUUGUAGCUAGUUGGUAAAUUGUCUCUAAUGAGUUCGAGCACUACUUCAGUGUCUAACUUAUUAUUGAUGCAUAGUAAUAUUGGAAAUGAGUUGUUACCAAGUUUUAGUAUAAUUGAAAGUGGAGGCUUGUCUAUUUUUCUACACAAA